CCCUUCCAUCAACAUUGUCGUGCCAAUUUUGUGAGUUGGGAGCUUACAUUGCAUAUUUGUACAAUCGCUGAGGACGACACUUUGAGUUUUGUGUUUCCUGACUAGUGAAAAUCGUUGAGAAUAGUGAGAGUUUAGUUGGCGUUGCCAUUUGAAUUUGAAGCCCUGGCGAUGGCCGACGAGUCGCCGUUCAGGAAUACGGUGCUGAAGGGCAAGGUUGCUCUGAUCACAGGAGGGGGCUCAGGGAUAUGCUUUGAAAUUGCCACCCAGUUUGGCCUCCAUGGCGCAAUGGUGGCCAUUAUGGGCCGCCGGAAGCACGUCCUUGACGCGGCGGUGGCGUCGUUAGAGAGCCUCGGCAUCAGGGCUGUAGGCGUGCAGGGUGAUGUGCGCAAGAAGGAGGAUGCCAGCCGUGUUGUUGAGACGGUAGUCGAAGAGCUGGGUAGACUUGAUAUCCUUAUAAAUGGGGCUGCUGGGAACUUCCUCUCUGCAGCCGAGGACCUCUCUCCCAAUGGCUUCAAAACUGUUAUGGACAUAGACACCGUUGGAACAUUUACGAUGAGCCAUGCAGCCGUGAACUAUCUAAAGCAGGGAGGCAAAGGGAAGGGUCCAAACGAAGGUGGGGUCAUUAUCAGCAUUAGUGCUACAUUGCAUUACAGUGCAAAUUGGUAUCAAAUUCAUGUUUCCGCUGCGAAGGCUGCAGUUGACAGCCUUACUAGAAGUUUAGCUUUGGAGUGGGGUACAGACUACAAGAUUCGAUGCAAUGGUAUCGCUCCAGGUCCCAUAUCUGGCACGCCAGGCAUGGAGAAAUUAAAUCCGGAGGAAGCUGGAAUUUCCUCAGGAGAUGCAGUCCCUCUUGGAAAGAUGGGGGAGAAGUGGGAUAUAGCUAUGGCUGCCAUUUUUCUUGCUUCUGAAUCAGGUAAGUACAUCAAUGGUGCGGUCCUUCCUGUAGACGGUGGCUCAUGGUUAGCGAAACCGCGUUACAUUUCGAAGGAGCAACUGCGCCAGUUCGGUCGUGCAGUUGAACAAAGGUCAAGGAGUAAAACCCAGUUACCAAACAGCAAACUCUAACUAUUUUUCUGAGACUAAAUGAUUAUUAUGAUACGGCGGGGUUUGUGCAAGUCAAUGUAGGCAGCGGAGGUUAGUGAGCACUGAGAAGGGAUAUGGUCUGCUUUUGAACAAAUGGCCUUGUGCAAGGGGCUAGGACAAUUUCAUUGGUGAUCAGCUUCAAUACAUUCGUAUAGAAAUUUUUAGACUUAACUCUGGACGGUUAAGAUGAUUCAACAGCAAAGGAUUCAUACAGAGUCAACAGUGCUCUACGUUCCAAAUAACAGAUUAGUAUAACCUAAUAAGUACGGCAAUGUUGAUCCAAAGGGCCAGGUGGAUCCUAAACCCUAAAACCUUCUGUAGGAGGAGAGCUGUCUUAGAAGGAAUGAAACCACAAUACAGAAGAGGAUAAAAUUAAAGUGUGACUGUGGAGCUGUAUGCGGUAGCUCUGGUUCUGACUGGUUCUCAUGUUCAUAAACGAGAUGCUUCGAUAUUGGGUGGUAUCGAUGUCUUUAUCUAUUUUGGUCCACUUGCUGGUGCUUCACCCACAA
Physcomitrium patens is the source of this 1592-nucleotide messenger RNA. Its product is annotated as peroxisomal 2,4-dienoyl-CoA reductase [(3E)-enoyl-CoA-producing]. Gene Ontology annotation, cellular component: peroxisome. The record is from RefSeq and is a predicted model, not a curated record. Gene Ontology annotation, molecular function: 2,4-dienoyl-CoA reductase (NADPH) activity. Gene Ontology annotation, biological process: fatty acid catabolic process. Lineage: Eukaryota; Viridiplantae; Streptophyta; Bryopsida; Funariales; Funariaceae.